AUGACUGUAUCGUCUUUGGGGGGAACGUUGGAAUUUGACUUACUGUUAGGAGUAUUCUGGAAGCGACAUAGUCGUUGUCGGACCAUGGUAUUGCCGGAACGGCGUCAGCAUCCAAUACGGCGACGAAGUCUCCUUCGAGCAACGCAUUUCCUGUGUCAUCCCUUCCGGAUUAUAUUCACUGCUCUCUGGUGUUUUUACGUCUUUUACUGCUUCCGUUAUGGCGAUGUCAGCAACGGUAACGGCGCCUACGCCCCUCCAAUUCACGAGAAUCAAGGCGGGAACCAUACCGGAGCAAGCAAUCCACACUAUUCCAGUACUGUCAUCGACGGUAAACGGAAUGAUUUCGUCUCACCGCAGUAUGAUAGAUCCGUCGAGACGGUGGCCUUCAACACCACACAACAGUACAUUAAGUACAACAAACGUGGUCGAGCCGUGGUCAAGGCCAUUACGCGGGUGCGCCUGGAAGAUCUUACCGAUUUGCCGGAAUCGCUCUUGGCGAAAGCGAAUGCGACCAGUCCCGCUCUCCCAGAUCCCAAUCGCGCGGACAAGGAACCGAUUCUGCGCAUGCUCCGCCAAGCCGGAAUCACCGACGUGGAUCCCCGCGUGAUAACGCUCUUGCCCUCGUGGCGGGACGUGACGGACUUGUACGGCGAUGACGUCCCCAUUGUUGGUCUGGAUGAGGCGUCUUGUCGGUGGUUCCGUGACACUGUCCCCCUCCGUGACGCAUACCUCGGCGCCGCCGGACUCUUCAACACGGGAACCAACGCGUUGACGUACUACCUCCGCGCGAACCUUCUCCUACCCUUCCGGGGCGAGGCACCGAUUCAUCGGGACGGGAAGGAUUCCAAUCGACAAGGAAUUCUGACGCAAGUGCCCUGGGACAAACACUGGUUUGCUCGACUGCGGAAUCAUCAUACGGUGGAUCUGUACGCCAAUGUGACGAAAGCACACGUUUUGCCGAUUGUCAUGAUUCGGGACCCGCUCUCCUGGAGUCAGUCCAUGUGUCAGCAACCGUAUCUGGUCCGCUGGCGAGGUCGGACGGUACACUGUCCCGAUUGGCGAGAACCCGUGCUCAUUCCACACAUGACUGGUGGACACCAUUGGGACAGUCUCUGGCAUCUCUGGAACGACUGGUACCGGGAUUAUUGGCAACACGAAAAUCCCCGACUCAUCGUUCGGUUCGAAGACUUGUUGUGGCGACCACAGCAAGUCCUACGGGCAAUUCAAUCUUGUGUGGGGGCGACGUGGACUACUCCCGGUACUUUUUACUACGUCGUCGACCGGAGCAAAUGGGAACACGUCAAAACAUUCCGGGCUCAGUCCAAUAUGGUGUCAGCCAUGAUCAAGCACGGCACGCCAUCGCAGCGCGUCCGGAAUCUGUCUUUGGAGGAAUUGGAACAAGCCAGGCAGAUUCUGGAUCCACAGAUCAUGGAAUUGUUUGGCUAUUCGGUGCCAAAACCAAGUUGA
This is a messenger RNA of Phaeodactylum tricornutum CCAP 1055/1, 1467 nucleotides long. RefSeq lists its product with no specific name. NCBI's taxonomy places the organism in Eukaryota, Bacillariophyta, Bacillariophyceae, Surirellales, Neidiaceae. The record is from RefSeq and is a predicted model, not a curated record. Bases 1 to 1467 code for a protein of 488 amino acids. The transcript has a single exon.